Molecule: messenger RNA, 2582 nt
Organism: Cherax quadricarinatus
Lineage: Eukaryota; Metazoa; Arthropoda; Malacostraca; Decapoda; Parastacidae
Source: RefSeq, a predicted model, not a curated record
AGAUUCCAGUUAAGUUGACUCUGCAUCAUCAGUCAGUUGAUAUAACAGAGGCAAGAUCAUCUGUAUUCACAGAGCAGGAGAGUUACUGGCAACUUCCUCUGUAUGACACAGGACUGGUGACAGAUAUCAUUGUCAGUUCGGGAGGCACUCAAGAUCCUCUUGAUGACUGCAUACAUGUUGCCACUGUAGCUCCAGCUGCUGUUUAUUCUUUUGUACCUAGAGGAAGAGACACUCCUCUAAAAUAUAUACUUCUUCAGGAUGUACUUCCACGUUAUCGUUCUGCUUACCAGCCACGGUUACGACUGGCUAACUUAUCGAGCAGAAAGCUGCUUAUCCAUGAAGAGGUUUCAAACACACUCUUAAAUGUAGACAUGAACACUGGUGCAGUAUCUUGCAUGCAACUUAAUUCUAGGUUUGAAAUUGCAGCAGAGUUACUGAUGAAAAGGCUGGGAUCAGGGGGAAGAAGUGAAAUCUUUUUCCGUAUGUGUAAAAGUAAAGUUGAACAAGGGCAACUUGCAUUGUGGGAAGUUGGUGGUAAACGCAUACUUUUCAUAGACAUCCACAAAGAGAUGAGCCGCUUGGUUACUUUGCCAUUUAUUCUUUAUUCUCUACAUCUUUUAGAGGGAAGAUAUCAGUGGUUUGCUAUUGAUGAGGAAGGUAAUAAGUGGUUGCUGAAAGAUAACAUGUACAAUUUUGUGCUUCACCCAGUAACCCAGACACCAGUUGAACAAGAUUGUAGCCAUAUGUUAGUAUCUUGCAUUUCUCCACAUACCUUAAGUGACUUUGUGUUGUCUUCAGCACUUAAAGAAAAGAUUAGUGCUUCCACUCAUCUUUUAGCUCCAUAUAAUGCUUUGGCUGCUGUAGCUGUAGGUUUCCCAGAGCUUGAUGCAAGUGAAAAUGAAGUUUAUGUAUGGGAGCGUGAUAACAUUUCACUGAAGGCCUUUUCUUCAGUUAGUGACCCGGUUAGCUCUACUGUUGUGCUAAGUGAUGCUGGGCAAAUUGUAAGAGUUGUUGAUCAGGCUCCUAGAAAUGCAUUCGAAUAUGAUGUUUCACCUUCAGGAGCUAAUAUAUUUUUAGAAGUAACAGAUUUAGUGAAUCAUAGCUUAAGCUACAUUCCUGUUCCCCAGGCCUCUCAGUCUUCUCCAUACUGGGCCUGGUCUGUGGCAGCUCGCACAUCUCCACUCUUUAUGGCUGCAACAAGUGGUCAGGGUUUGGCUACAGUAGACUCUGCAGGAGUUGUACGUCUCUGGCAAACGGGAAGUGUUGGUUUACAGAAAGCUCUAGCAGAUUGGCGUAAAAUGAUUGGUGAUGACACUGAACGUCUUAGAUUAGAGGUUGACCGCUUCAGUGGUGAGGAUGUCACUGAACCUAAACAUGGAAGGGAGGAUCCUGACAAUAAUCCCCAUAUAGGAGGAAAUACUUGGGCAGGUGGGACAGGUGGCCGUGAUACAGCUGGUCUCGGUGGUAAAGGAGGACCAUAUCGGUUAGAUGCUGGUCAUGAUGUUCAUCAGUUAUCUGAAGCCGAAAAGGAUGCCGUCCCUGCUGAAGUGAGGCGUGCUGCCCGUGAAAUGGCACAAAAAGCCUUCAAAGAACGCUUGAGAGAAAUUAGAAUGAGUGAAUAUGAUGCCUCUCUCUAUGAGAAGCUUGCUGGUGGUGUGCAACAACAAGUACAUGCUUUACGCACUAUUAUUAACUCCCUACAGGCUAAAGGAAAGGAACGGCAGUGGCUUCGGCAUCGCACCUCUGGUGAAUUAGAUGACACAAAAUUAAUUGAAGGCUUGGCAGGAGAAAGAAAUAUAUAUCGGCAAAGGCAUGAAGAGGAACCAGAGAUUGGGGCACCACAGAGACAUCCCAAACGACUUCGCUUAGUUGUUGAUGUGUCUGGAUCAAUGUACCGUUUUAAUGGUCAUGACGGUCGUCUGGAACGUGAACUUGAAGCCACACUUAUGGUUAUGGAAGCAUUUGAGGGGUUUGAGAACAAAUUUAAGUAUGAUAUUUACGGACAUUCUGGUGAAGAAGCUGCUGUUCCAUUAGUAGAAUGUGAUAAUGUGCCCCAUAACAACAAAGAGCGUUUGGAUGUACUGAAAACAAUGCAGGCUCAUUCACAGUUUUGUCUCAGUGGAGAUCAUACUUUGGAAGCUGCAGUUAAAGCUGUGAAGGACAUAGCAACUGAAGAAUGUGAUGAAAGAUUUGUAAUUCUACUGUCUGAUGCAAAUUUUGAUCGGUAUGGAAUCAGACCAAGUCAUUUUGCUAAAGCACUUACUGCUGAGAACACAGUAAAUACUUUUGCAAUAUUUAUUGGAUCAUUAGGUGACCAAGCAGACAGGUUAACAAAGGUUCUUCCUGCUGGACAUUCAUUUGUUUGUCUUGAUUUAAAGAAGCUUCCACAAAUCUUGCAACAAAUAUUUACCUCAGCUAUGCUAAAGUAAUUGUCAAGUAUGAUACAAGCACAUUGUUUUUAAUAUAAUAAUGCAGUAUGAUAAUUUAUAUAAUAAUGCAGUAUGAUAAUUCACUGCUAACUACUGGUACCAUAAAAAUUCAUAUUAUGUAUUUAAAUUAUGUAAUUAAACUGAAUUAGAUAA